ACCAUCAUGCUUUUUUCCUCUUGUUUCUUCUCUUGCAGGUUUCACAUGGGGAACCUUCUAAAAGUGUUGACUUAUAACGAACUUGACCAAGGCCCUAAUUUUUUCCUUGACUUUGAAAAUGCGCAGCCCACGGAGGCCGAGACGGCGGUGUGGAACCAGGUGAACGCCGUGCUGGAGGAGGCGCAGAGCGUCCUGGCCGAGCUGCAGUCCUACACGGGAGCCGGGCAGGAGAUCCGAGAGGCCAUCCAAAACCCCGGGGACCUGCGGCUGCAGGAGCGCGCCUGGAGCGCCGUGUGCCCCCUGGUCGCCAAGCUGAAACGCUUCUACGAGUUCUCCCUGCGGCUGGAGAACGCCCUGCGGAGCCUGCUGGAGGCCCUCACCAGCCCCCCCUACGCCCCGACCCAGCACCUGGAGCGGGAGCAAGCCCUGGCCAAGCAGUUCGCCGAGAUCCUGCACUUCACCCUCAGCUUCGACGAGCUCAAGAUGACCAACCCUGCCAUCCAGAACGACUUCAGCUACUACAGACGGACCAUCAGCCGGAAUCGCAUCAACAACCUGCAGCUGGAUGCAGAGAGCGAGGUGAACAACGAGAUGGCCAACAGGAUGUCCCUGUUCUACGCCGAGGCCACCCCCAUGCUGAAAACCCUCAGCAAUGCCACCACCAAGUUCGUGUCAGAGAACAAGACCCUCCCGAUCGAGGACACCACCGACUGCCUGAGCACCAUGGCCUGCGUGUGCAGGGUGAUGCUGGAGACCCCGGAGUACCGGAGCCGCUUCACCAACACCGAGACCCUGCUCUUCUGCAUGAGGGUGAUGGUGGGCGUCAUCAUCCUCUACGACCACGUCCACCCCGUGGGGGCUUUCGCCAAGACCUCCAAGAUCGACAUGAAAGGCUGCAUUAAAGUGUUGAAAGACCAACCCUCCACCAGCACCGAGGGGCUCCUGAAUGCUCUGAGGUACACCACUCGGCACCUGAACGACGACACCACGUCCAAACAGAUCCGGGCCCUGCUGCAGUGAGCGCGGGGCGGCCGCAGCCACCGUGUCACCAUGACCAUACAGCUCAUCUUGUACAGAGGGAAAAGGGACGGCGAGGAAUACGCAGAAAUACUGAGAACAAAUCGAAACGGGCCCGG
Messenger RNA from Onychostruthus taczanowskii (white-rumped snowfinch), 1136 nucleotides. Its product is annotated as CYFIP-related Rac1 interactor A-like. The record is from RefSeq and is a predicted model, not a curated record. Lineage: Eukaryota; Metazoa; Chordata; Aves; Passeriformes; Passeridae. Gene Ontology annotation, biological process: regulation of actin filament polymerization. Gene Ontology annotation, molecular function: small GTPase binding. Bases 7 to 1020 code for a protein of 337 amino acids. The transcript is spliced from 10 exons.